This is a messenger RNA of Sinocyclocheilus rhinocerous, 2098 nucleotides long. It is a transcript of the gene map4k1, whose product is annotated as mitogen-activated protein kinase kinase kinase kinase 1. Lineage: Eukaryota; Metazoa; Chordata; Actinopteri; Cypriniformes; Cyprinidae. Gene Ontology annotation, cellular component: cytoplasm. Gene Ontology annotation, molecular function: MAP kinase kinase kinase kinase activity; ATP binding. The transcript has 29 exons. The coding region runs from base 11 to 2098 and encodes 695 amino acids. The record is from RefSeq and is a predicted model, not a curated record. Gene Ontology annotation, biological process: intracellular signal transduction; protein phosphorylation.
UGUUUGUGUGAUGAUGGACGUUCUGGAGAUCUCCACACGAAACCCUCAGGAUGACUUUGAGAUUCUGCUGCGGGUCGGUGGAGGAACGUAUGGAGAAGUUUAUAAGGCUCGCAGUAAACAGAAUGGGGAAUUCGCAGCCAUUAAAAUCAUCAAAAUGGAACCUGAGGACGAUUUCUCUGUCAUCCAGCAAGAGAUCGUGAUGGUGAAGAGCUGCAAACACAGAAACAUCGUGGCCUAUCACGGCAGUUACAUCAGGUACUGCGGUGGAGGAUCUCUGCAGGACAUUUACCACGUGACCGGUCCUCUGUCAGAGCAGCAGAUCGCUUACGUCUGUCGAGAGAUGCUGCAGGGUCUUGAUUAUCUUCACGGACAGAAGAAGAUCCACAGAGACAUCAAGGGUGCAAAUAUUCUUCUGAAUGAUCAUGGAGAAGUCAAACUGGCCGACUUUGGCAUCUCGGCACAAAUCACAGCCACGUUUGCCCGUCGAAUGUCGUUCAUUGGGACGCCGUAUUGGAUGGCUCCAGAGGUGGCCGCGGUCGAGAUCAAGGGUGGAUAUAAUGAGCUGUGUGAUAUCUGGUCUGUGGGAAUCACAGCGAUUGAGCUCGCAGAACUACAGCCGCCUCUGUUCGAUGUUCAUCCUCUCAGAGUUUUGUUCCUGAUGUCCAAGAGCGGCUAUCAGCCUCCCAAACUCAAAGACAAAUCCAAAUGGUCCACCACGUUCUACAACUUUGUGAAGUCCAUGCUGGUCAGAAACCCGAAGAAGAGACCCAGCGCUAAAAAGAUGCUGACGCACUUGUUUGUGACGCAGCCGUCUUUGAGACAAGAGUUAACCCUUGAACUGCUAGACAAACUCAGACACCCUGAGAAUCUCAAAGACUUACACACGGAUGAUGAUGAUUUGGAGGUGAUUGUCCCACAAUCACUCAGAAGAAUUCACUCAAUCAACAGACACAACCGGGCCGAGAGAACGAACUCAGACAUCAGCUCGGAACAGAUUUACACACAGAGACCCGUCGCUGGCAAACGAGAGUCUCCAGAAGGAACGUUACGGUCGUCAGGAGGACAGUGGACGAGUCCUCCCAUCACUUGCAGAAGAAGGGAUGAGAGUGUGGACACGGAUGACGAUUACGACGAUGUGGAAAUACCAGCGAGUAACUCACUGCAGUUCAGCGAUGAAGUUCCUCCUCCUCUUCCUCCCAAACCGAAGCAGCGCAGCAGUUCAGAGGAGAGUAUGGCAGCAGAGGACGAUCACAGUAAAGCUCUGGGCAUCAGCGUCCCGUUACCUUUAUUCAGAACAUCCAGCGGGACACACACACGACCUCGUCCCGUCCCUCGACCCCGAUCCGUGCGCAGCGUCAACUCAGAUCCGUCUGCGUUCUCCAGCUUCCACACUGAUCCUCCAGCAGAGCUUCAGCCUCCUGAACUUCCGCCUAAGGACAGAAGACGCAGACAAGCUCCUCAGGAUCCGGUCGAGUGUGUCAGUCCAGUGGUGAAGAAACCGCCGAUUGUCUUCAGGAAGGUCUUUCACGGCUGUCCUCUGAAGCUCAGCUGCUCGAGCUCAUGGGAGCAUCCCACCACUAAAGAUCAGCACCUGAUCUUCGGGGCGGAUGAGGGGAUCUUCACACUAAACCUCAACGGUUCUGAGACCACCAUGGAGCUGCUGUUCCCGGGCAAGUGUGUGUGGCUCUACACCAUCGGUGGUGUCUUAAUGUCCGUCUCAGGGAAGUCGUCGCAGCUGCACUCGCACUCGCUGAAGGAGCUGUAUGAACAGACGCGCAGAGAGCAUCGCAUCGUUGCCCUGCCGACACACAGACUGUUGCCACGGAAGUUUGCAAUCAGCACGAAGAUUCCAGACACAAAAGGAUGCAGAACGUGUUCAGUGGCUCAUAACGCUCAGAACGGCUGUGUGUUUCUGUGCUGUGCGCUGGAGUCCAGCGUGGUUCUGCUGCAGUGGUACGAGCCCAUGCACAAGUUCAUGCUGAUCAAGCAAUUUGACUUCCCUCUGCCGACGCCGCUGCGUCUGUUUGAGAUGAUGGUGGUUCCUGAUCAGGAAUAUCCUCAGGUUUAUAUCCGGGUGAGCAGAGGAUCCGGGCCUUGA